UCACUUGUCCUUAUUUGACUUGUUUCCCUCUUUGUUGAGGAACUGGUAUUGGGAUUACUGAUCUGAAAUUCUAAAAGAAAGUAACAGUGGUGAAACUAAUUCCUUGUGGUUAUUAUUGUUAUUAUUUUCAUGUAUAGGUAUUUCUAGGAAGAGAAAGAGGGAGAGACAUUCCUUUUCUUGCUGAAUCAACAAUUUCAUAACCAUGGAGGAAUCUUCAAAUGGGAAAAUUGAGGAGACCCAGAAAGUGGAGGCAGAGGAAGAAGGUAACAUAGCAGCGAUCGAAGAUGUUGAAUCUGUGAGAGAAAUUAUUGUUCAUGGGAUUUCUGAGUGUCUGACAGAAUUUUCUGAGGGAAAUGAUUUAAGUUCUGGUAAUAACAUAAGUCCAGAGGAAGAGGAAGAAGUAGUAGAGAAGAGUCCUCGAGGGAUAUUGGAAGAGGUAGAGAAAGAGGUUAAUAACUCAACAGAUGAGUCAGUCGAGCUUAAUGUUCCUUUGCCGCAAGAACUGUCUACUCCUGUAGAAUCAUCAAUUGAGGAAUCAAGGGACUCAGAUGUUGCUGAAGUAGAACCAAAAGAAACUGAAGAGAAAAUCUCCUCUUCUUCAAAUGAGAGCAAUGUAGCAGAUGGUGAAUUUAAUGGAAUAAAGGAAACAGAAAUUCCAGCUUCUGAUGAUAAAGAUAGUUUGUCUGCAAUCUUUACAUAUAUUAUGUCCAAAGAAGUUGAGGAGGAAGUGUUGCCGUCUUUGGAUGAUAAUGGCAGGGUUUCUUCAGGUUUAACAGUUGUGGUGUCAAGAGGGAUUGAAGAAGUAAACGUAUCAGCUUUGGAGGGGAAUAAUGGAGAGCCCUAUAGCAUUGUUGAUAAGGAAUCUGCAGAAAAUGAUUCGUUGAAUCCAUCAACAAAUGCUACUAUUGUCUCAAGCAGUGAUGCUUUUCCUGAGAGCACAGGAAAUCCUCAAGUCAUAUCUCUAGGUCAGCGCACAGUGCAACCUACGUCCUGGAAGAGUUGCUGUGGCCUUUUUGAAGUUCUCCGACGCUCAGAUAGGUAACACAAGGUGUCUUGUGACGUUCAAAAUGUUACUGAGCUACUGUGAAGCUAGCAAAGUGUUCAAUUUUCCCUGUAUUACAAGGUAGAAGAAGAAGAAGAUUAUCUGCGUGGUGUGUUUUUUGUGGUCUCUUGUUGGAUUGUUUGCUUCCACUGAACUUUUUUUUUUUUCGGUUGACUGCGUUUAGCGGAUGCUUACUUGUAUUAAAACGACCAAAAUCAAGAAAAAUUACUUUCUUUAUGUAUAUAUUUAAUACUAUUAUUUAUUCGAUUAAAACGAGUAUGAUUACAUCUUAAAA
Jatropha curcas is the source of this 1337-nucleotide messenger RNA. RefSeq lists its product as hypothetical. NCBI's taxonomy places the organism in Eukaryota, Viridiplantae, Streptophyta, Magnoliopsida, Malpighiales, Euphorbiaceae. The record is from RefSeq and is a predicted model, not a curated record.